Molecule: messenger RNA, 6976 nt
Organism: Frankliniella occidentalis (western flower thrips)
Lineage: Eukaryota; Metazoa; Arthropoda; Insecta; Thysanoptera; Thripidae
Gene: G9a
Product: histone-lysine N-methyltransferase EHMT2
Exons: 17
Coding region: 691-4647 (1318 amino acids)
Cellular component (GO): nucleus
Molecular function (GO): p53 binding; protein-lysine N-methyltransferase activity; zinc ion binding
Source: RefSeq, a predicted model, not a curated record
CAGUUAGUCCAGUUUUAAUUUCACUUCAAACUAUUUUAAGCAAACCCAAACUACGGAAUCGACGGCGAAAAGUGAGCCGAUAUGUGCUGGCGCAUUGCGUUAGGCCGAGCGAAGAUACACAUUAUCCGAUGGGAAUCAAGAUUAAACUAAGCCGGGGCGUCGCGUCAAGGAUAAAGGGGGGAUCUGACGCUCAGCGUGUACUCAUAAAUCCACAUUAUUUUCGGAUAUCCCGAAACCAAAUAAAUGAGAACAUCAUUUCCAAAGAUGUGUUCGAUAGCUCUUGCAUUUGCGUUUUCUCUUUUGGUGGACGCCGCCCGCGCCCGCCCGCCCCCACAGGCCACCCUUCUUGUCCCUCCCCUCACGGCGGCCCGAAGGCCCGGAGCCCGGAGCCCCCGCUAGUGAAGGCUGAACGCAGCCCGCAGAACACCGCGGCGCCUGCCUCUGCUGUCUCUCUCCUCUUGCUCUCUCGGACAGCGCUCCGGGCUCAGCGAGCGAGAGCGAGAAAGAGAGCGAGAGGGGCGAUCUGGACGUGACCCCCAGCCGAGCCGACAGCAGCCGACGCGUCCGACGCGCAGCCCGCAGCGCACGGCCAACGCAAGAGAACAUGGCGGUGGUGACACGGACCCGUCAAGCAUAAAAGGGGUAGCAAGUGUAUUUCCCGUAAAACAGGAUUUAAACUGUCAAGCACAAAUGAGCAACCCAAAUUCAUUUCGAAUACAUUGGCCAAAUGGCGACAAGUCAUCCAAAGAUAAGCCCCACAUCAAGUAUGUUCUUAAUGCAAUGAAGAGUAAUUUCAACCCUGUGUUAAAAGAUCCCAAAGAGUCACCAGAUCCGGAUUCUCAAAAUGAUAGUUCUGUGGACAAUGCUACACCUCUGCCACCUGAAGACAGUAAAGGUAUUAAGAAGACCUCUUCAGGAACUCACUCUGAUGCUGUAUUAGAUCAAAAGAGUGGUAAAAAGAAUAUCCCAACCAGUAGCACUAAUGUUGCUGAUGUAGAAAAUAAAUCCAAUGCCAAAGUUGAACCACCGAGUAGCAGAAGCAGUACAUCAGAGCUAGUGGAUGACAAAUGCAGUGCCAAGAAAAUUCCUAUAAUAAGUAAAAGCAAUUCUGACUCCAUUUUAGAUGUCAAACCAAGCAGCAAGAAAGAUCCUAUUUCUGUUAAAAAUAGUGCUUCAGACUCUCAACUUGAGAAAAAAAAUAACAGCAAGAAAGACCAAUCUAACAGCAAAAAUAGUUUCAAACCAGGAGACAUAGGUAAUAUUGUUAAACCAGAAGUAAACAAAAGAAGAUCUGAAAAAAAAUUGGAAACGUUCAGUGUUGAUUCAGAAUCUUUACAUCUGAAGUGCAAUUCUAUACCUAAUCGUGCCUUGCCCAUAUCAGCUGCAUCUAACAAUAAGGAUUUGAGUGAGCCAAAGCAAACUACUACUGAGAAAAUACUUCCCAAUGUCGAUUUACCUUCAUCUACCUUGGAUCAAGGUAUGGAUGAAAAUGAAGAGGACAAUAAAAAACGUUUAGCUAGAAAGAGAGCCCUACGUAACCGUUCUGUUACACGCUCAGAGACAGGAUCUGAAGGGGACUCCCCUGCUUCAGGCCGUAAGAGGUCUGCAAGGCGUUGGUCCAAAGAAGGAGAAACUGUUCUUCAAAAUGCUAUUGCUCGAAAAGAAAAGUCCUUAAGUUCUAUUGGAAAAUCAGAUGAUGACAAAGCCCACAAAGCUAUUGCUCGUAGCUUGAGGGAGGGUAGAAAUUCCUUGUCUGUUGGGAAAAGGUCUCAAAGCAAAUCACAGGAUACUUUGUCUGUUAGUUCUGCCGAAUCAACAUCAGAAGGUAAAUCAAAGAACUCUUUGCAAUUGAAAUCUCAAACUGAUAACAUAAAUGAUGUACCCAAAGAAGAUUCCAAAAUGGAUUUUGAUUCAGCACCUCAACCCAUUUCUAAACCAUCAUCUGUCAAAUCAGAUGCAGAUUGCACACAUACAAAGACUGGCAAACGUCGCUACAAACCAUUUCGGGGUCUUAGGUAUUCCUUCAGUGGGGUCACCAAGAGGUCCAAAGUCUUUCGACGCUCUGCUCCCUCUCAAAGAAAUGUCUCUUCUGACUUUCACUUUGAAGAGAGUUCUCCACCACUCAAAAACAAAUCUUCAAACUCUACUUCAGUUAAAAAAGGAAUUAAUGGCGUAACCUCAGAAAAGAGCCGUAGUCGUAGUCCUGCAGUAGGCGAUGCAUGUACCUCUAAGGCCAAGAAAAGUAGACGGGAUAAUCCUCUCUCCCCAUCACCAAGUCCUGGAGAUACUCCUGCAGAUGCGAAUCAUCCAGAAUCGACAGCUAUUUCAUUUGGUGCUGGGACUGCUGGGUUGUGUUUAUGCCAAUCAAAAACUAAUUUAUAUGUUCGUAAAGAGACUUUUGAGGAAACUGACCUUAGUCUUAUGUGCCAAGCUGUUGAUUCCUUGGAGGGACGUCUGAUUGGCUGCUGCAAUGCUGUGGGUGGUAGUGAAUCAGCAAGACUGUACCGGCCUAGCCCUCGUGUUCCUUAUGUUGUGGUGUGUGAGCAGCAUAGGCAGCGAUUAUUAAGGCACCACUGCUGCCCUGGUUGUGGAAACUAUUGCACACAAGGGCGAUUUGUUCAGUGCCCUUCACUACACUACUAUCAUCGUGAUUGUCAACUUAUGAUUGCUGGAAAGCCUCAGUGUCCUCAUUGUGGGUUAGAGUCUCCUCCGGAUGAAGUCAGCAUAAGUUUGGGUGUCAAGAAAUACCCAGUAUUCCUUCCUCACCAGAAGCUUGUCAAACAAACGCCAUCAGCAAGGAUGAGCCUGGGUUCCAGUGUUACCUCUCAAGAUCAACCUGAGGAUGUGCCUGACAGCAUUGCUAUGACCCUUCCCAUAGCAACAACAGUCUUGGACAAAGCAGAAAGAGAAAAGUUAGAGAAAUUUGUAAAUGGUGCUUGUAGUAUGCGCGGUGAAGGGCGCUCUGCCCAUUUGCCAAGGUAUUCAGCAAAACAUCUUUAUCAGUCCGCUAAGUCAGGCGAUUCUGAGAAAAUUAUUGGAAUAAUUAGACAUGGAAUCAAUCCUAAUCAUAUCUUCCGUGAAAUAAAUAUGCGUACAGCUUUACAUGUUGCUUCAGAAAAGGGCCACGUGCUAGCUGUUCAUGUUUUAGUACAAGCAGGGGCUCAGCUUGAUCCUCAAGAUGGUGAUCUGAUGACUCCAACCAUGCUUGCCUCCCUUAAUGGUCACACACGUAUUGUCCAAUACCUGGUCAAAGCUGGCGCUUGUGUGACCCAUCAGGGAUCAGAUGGAAUGACUGCUUUACAUAUUGCAGCCAAACGUGGAGAUCUAGAAACCUGUCAUUGUCUCCUAACAAAUGGAAAAGCUCCUCUGGGUUAUAUUGAUGUUAAGGAUGAUGGAGGGUGGACAGCCUUGGUUUGGUCAUGUGAAUUUCGCCAUGUUACAGUUGCCAGAUAUCUCUUAGAAAAACGUGCAGAUCCUUUAUUACGUGAUAGCGAGGAAAAUAUAGCACUGCAUUGGGCUGCCUUCUCUGGCAGUGAAGAGAUUUCAGAAAGGCUUCUUAAUCAUGGAUGUGAUGUUAACUGUUUGAACAUCCAUGGAGAUAGUCCCUUACAUGUAGCUGCACGCCAAGACAACCUGCAAUGUGUUCUUCUUUUCCUCUCACGUGGGGCUAAGCCCGAUCUUGCAAAUGUGAUUGGACAGCAAGCUAUAGAUUGUGCUUUAGAGAGUGGAGACUGCUAUAAUGCUAUCAACACAACUGCUGAACUUAGGAAAAUGACAAAGUCUUCUAAGGAAAGGACCAAUAAAAUUCUUUCAAAUGACAUCACUCGAGGUAAAGAAGAAAGUGAAAUACAGUGCUUGAAUGCUGUGGAUGAUGAGUGUGAACCACGAGAUUAUGUAUAUGUUACUAAAAAUUGUUUCACUUCAAAUAUCCAUGUAGACCGUACCAUUACAUCUUUGCAGUCGUGUGAUUGUGAAGACUCCUGUGUUGGGGCCAAUUGUAAAUGUACUCAGCUCAGCUUGCAAUCAUGGUAUGAUUCUGAGGGAAAACUUUUGCCUGAAUUCAAUUUCUUUGACCCUCCCAUGCUAUUUGAAUGUAAUGAAAUGUGCUCCUGCAACGUAAAACUUUGUAGAAAUAGAGUUGUUCAAAGGGGAUUCAAAGCUCGGUUCCAAUUAUUCCGCACUGUUGGCAAAGGAUGGGGUGUUCGUACAUUGACUCUAAUUCCCAAGGGAACUUAUGUUUGCGAAUACAUUGGAGAAAUAAUUUCAGAUUGUGAAGCUGAUCAGAGGGAAGAUGACUCAUACUUGUUUGACUUAGAUAAUAGAGAUGGUGAGACAUAUUGCAUUGAUGCGUGCCGCUAUGGAAAUAUUGCACGGUUUAUAAACCACAUGUGCGCACCAAAUCUUCAGCCUGUAAGAGUCUUCAUGGGGCAUCAUGACCUUCACUUCCCUCGUAUUGCAUUUUUUGCCAACAGAGAUAUUCAGCCACAUGAAGAAUUAGGGUUUGAUUAUGGUGAUAAGUUUUGGAUAAUUAAGUACAAAUCAUUUACAUGUACAUGCGGAGCACCAACUUGUAAGUACUCAGUUAACACUAUCAAACAAACUUUGGCUGAAUACAACCGUAAACAAGAAGAAGAAACUGCAACAUAGUCUUAGGUAAUCGUUAAAACAAAGCCAAUACUUGAUUUCACUUGUUUGAAAAAUUUAUCAAAUAUCACAUGUGUGUGUGUGUGUGUGUGUAUGUGUGUGUGUUUGAGACAGGAAAAUUCUCCUAACUGAAUUGUGACACUGCCCAUUUUAAAUGUGUAGUUCAUCAAAAGUCUGUUAAGUUAUGAAGCUCUGUUAUGUAUGUGUGAUCCAAUUCUGACUUUACAUUAUUGGUUUUGUAGCUUGCUUCAAAUGACAAUUUUUCAAGAAGCAUCUCCUGUAAAUCUUUUCCCAACACUGUGGAGGAUUUUCAGUUUUAGAAUCUGCCAGUUCUGAUUUUGCUUUUCAGGUGUACCAUCAAUUUUGUUGUGCUUAAUUGUAAUGCAUUAUGGUGUUUUUUAUUAUUUUUUGUUUCUGUCAUUAGAGCUUUUAAGUCUGAUCAUAUGAAUGUAGUGUUUUUAUAGACUGGAUACUUGUAGCAAUACUGAGAACUGUCGCUCUUGCACAUGUGGGUUGAUAAAUUUGUUCCUUUGUUAUCCUAAACCAUCGAAUUCUAGGCGUUUGAUCAGAAUCUUUGACACACUUGCAAUUAAGUCUUUGUAUUCAAUGUAAGGUCCUAAUUUUGACAUGCCUCAUUUAAAAAAUAAUCCCUUGCUUUGAUUUAUCCUCUUGUUCUAUUCAUUGUGCCAAAUGUGAAAGUUUUCCAUCAUGUAAGAAAUUGUGUCUUUGCUUUUAAAGCUAAAGACUCGCUAUCAAUCUAUGAUUAAACUUAGACAAACUUAUAACUGCCUGGAAUUUAAUCCAGAUUUUUCUUCUUUUUUUUAAUCUUGAUCUCCAUGUUACAUACAGUGUUCUGAGGUGAAAAUCCAAUUUUGAUGUAACUUCUGUUUGUUUCUAUAUCACAAUUAUAUGUUUGAUACUGCAAGUCUUAUUUAUUAAUUUAUUUCACAACUGCAUGUGUAGUUAAUAAUGAAGUGAAUGAUUGAAAUUGUUCUUUUUUGAUGCUAUUUGUUCAGUUAUUUGUUUUUGUAGUUAGUAUGUUGCUUUCUUUCAAGUGACAAGCAAGAAAUUUGUUUUUUGUUUGUUUUUUUGUUUAUGAUUGUUAUUGUGUUUAUUGAAUAACAGAGUAAGGUGGUGUGCAAUGCUCAGAUUAAAUAUAAUCACUAUGAAUUAUAGAUAGUUUAAAAUUAGGAUUAAGACAGUGUAAUGAGCACAUAUAGUACCCCUUCUUCAGUCUAAAAUGCCACAUUUGUAGCUGAUGUCCUUGCAGAGCGAAAUAUGUGUUUCUUUGUUUGUUUUUGCUGCAAAUUUGUUUUAUUUAGCAGGUUGAGGGUGGAGACGUACGAAGUUAGCUGUGUGUAGUCAAUCAAGUAAUAGAUUUUUUUGUGAUAAACUGUUUCCAAAACCCAUUCAUGCCUUGUGUGUUCAUUAUUUAUAUUUUUCUUGUCUCAUAGAAUGUGUAUCUAUUUCUCAAACUGUAAUUGGAAUUUCAAAUCAGCACUUCAUUAACUCUUAUUGUGGUUGCAAUCUUGAACUGCAUUGAUCAAUAGACCGGACUUUCUUAUAGGUUCAAUGUACACUUGAUAGACAGAGAACCUAUGCAGUUUGUGUAAUUGAGCUUGUGCUUAGUAGAAAAUUUGUCAGAAACUAAAUAGUAUUGUACCAAAAAUGAUUUCAUUAUUGGCCUAGCAUUUGUUCUUCCUUUAAAAGUAAUAACAAUAAAUGGUCAACUUAAUGGCGAUGGAAGACAUUUGUUUACACUGUCUGUUUCGCAACGCUUGAAAACAUCCCCAACACCUACCUGGUUCUUAUUUUCUAACUUUGCAAAGAAAGUAUUUAUUGGUGGCCGUCCAACUCGAGUGGUGCUACUGUAUAUAGCCCACAUUAUCCAAUGAUUUUGUUCCAUUAAUUUCAAUGUGAAGUAUAAUCUUGAGUUACGGUAAUUCGAUGUGUGUUGACAUAUUCUUUUCUAGUCUAUUUUUGUUUUCACCCAUCAUGUUGGCUUCACGUCUCAUUUAAUGUUGGCAGACACGCUACGCUUGCCUCAUAGGUGUAAAGAGACAAUACAUGUUUCAAAAAUAGGUGUCCUACUUUUAAAACAUUUUAGAAAACCUGUUUGUUUGCUUAUUUUAAUUUUUUUUAUUAUUUUUUUUAAGUUGUAUAAUUUACCAAAUAUAGUUUCAUUCAUGGGACAUACAGAAGUUGAAACCAAGUUCAAAUUCCUAUUUAUAGAGUUGUAUAAAAUGACUUUUUUUUUUACCAAAGUCUACCUAUGUACAGUACUAUAAAUGGUGAUGUGACAUAAUAAAAUAAAAGAAAUAUAGCUUUGCAA